CUUGGCUGGAACUCGAAGAGUUCCUGCUGGCCCUUCCUGCUGGCCGUCCCUGCUGCUGGCUGAGGGCGGAAGCAUCCAGUUGUGGCCCUAGCAGCCCAGGCAGGAACGACAUGGAGGCCCCGUGGGGAUGGCUGCUGACCUGCCUGCUGGCCAUGUCCCUGGCCUCCACAGUGACUCAGGAUGUGUGCCAAGCCCCCAACGGGAAGGACGGGGCUGCAGGGAAGCCUGGCCGCCCAGGCCGGCCAGGCCCCAAGGGGGAACGAGGAGAGCCGGGGAUCCCUGGCAUCCGGACAGGCAUCAGAGGCCCUAAAGGAGAUGAGGGGGAGCCUGGGCCCUCUGGAAAACCCGGCAAUGUGGGCUUCGCUGGGCCCAGCGGGCCCCCAGGGGACCUGGGUCCCCCAGGGUUAAAGGGGAUCAAGGGCAACCCAGGGAACAUCAGGGAUCAGCCGUGGCCUGCCUUCUCCGCUGUGCUGCGGAACCCUCCACGGGGCGGCACCAUCGUCAUCUUCGACACGGUCAUCACCAACCAGGAAGGCCCGUACCAGAACCAGUCGGGGCGCUUCGUCUGCGCCUUGCCGGGCUUUUACUACUUCACCUUCCAGGUGGUCUCCCAGUGGGACGUCUGCCUGUCCAUCACGCACGCCCCCCGGGGCCAGCCGGCUGGACAGCGCCGCCUGGUGGGCUUCUGCGACAGCAACAGCAAGGGGCUCUUCCAGGUGGUGUCCGGGGGCACCGCGCUCCAGCUGCAGCAUGGAGACCAGGUCUGGGUCGAGAGAGACGCCUCCAAGGGCCGCAUUUACCAGGGCCCCGAGGCCGACAGCAUCUUCAGCGGCUUCCUCAUCUUCCCCUCGGCCUGAGCCGGGGAGCCCCCACCUCAGGCCUUCUCCACUUCCGCUGUGCGCCCCGCCCCCCCCCCCCCCCAGCCACCCUCCUCUCAGGCUCUGUGCUCUGCUCUGUAAAGAGGGUGCUGAGGCUUCGGCCUCCCAAG
This is a messenger RNA of Perognathus longimembris pacificus (Pacific pocket mouse), 988 nucleotides long. It is a transcript of the gene C1qa, whose product is annotated as complement C1q A chain. NCBI's taxonomy places the organism in Eukaryota, Metazoa, Chordata, Mammalia, Rodentia, Heteromyidae. The transcript is spliced from 3 exons. The coding region runs from base 111 to 857 and encodes 248 amino acids. Gene Ontology annotation, molecular function: protein binding. The record is from RefSeq and is a predicted model, not a curated record.